UUGGUUGCAUGGAUUUAGUAAAUUCAUACUACCGAAGAAUACAUUUUCACACAAAAUAGCGAAGUAAGGUAACAUGCGCCACCUCCGAAGAACAUUUGUCUUGACUGCCUGCUUACUGAUAUAUGUAAUGGUUUACAAAUUCAAACAACCGUCGAAACCUUCUGUGGAUAUAGAAAAUCUUCCAGUUAGACCUCUUAAAGCAUUCAUUUCUUCUUCCUAUUAUUAUCCAACUUCAAAAAGUUUAGGUGAUAACGCUGUGGCUCUACUAAUGAGUAUCAACUUACUCCCAACUUCGGACUAUAACCCACCCGACUUCAAAGAAAUUGUAAUUUAUGCAGAAAAUUCAACGUCAAGUAUAAUUGUGAGAACUCCACAUCAUAAAGUUACAUACAAUGAUCAGUGCCAAAUAAUUACAAUAUUCGCGACAGCCCAGUUGAUUCCAAAUGUUGGAAAAAUUGAAAUGGUUUCAGAUGAUGGAAGGACGGAGAUUCCAUUCACAAAGCCAUCUUAUAUAAACCGAGAUGUAGUGGUUUGUAUUGCUCCGUUGUUUGUCAGUGAGCAAUGGCAAAACUUUUUAUUCGCUGUUCACAUUUACAAAAAAUAUGGUGCUUUUGUCAAUUUAUAUCUUAUUAGUGCCGUGAACACAUUUUACAAUCUUAUGAAAGAGUAUGAAGGAGAUGGAUAUCUCUCAGUACAACCGUGGGCCUCAGUGAAGUUCCAUGGAAUUUCCAAAAAAAUUGCGGAUACUCAUAAUCAAAUUGAAUUGAGAAGUCAAGUAGCUGCUCAAUCAGAUUGCCUGUUACAAUAUAAGGAAGCCGCCCGCUUCAUUACUUUUUUGGAUUUAGAUGAUAUACUGAUUCCACGAUUAGCUCCAACAUAUGCGGAAGAAUUCCAGAAAUUAUUCGAUAAAAAUGAGCAAAUAUCAUACCUUUUUUAUCAGAAGGAAAACUAUAAUGCAGUCGUUACAAGAUAUGGUGUCAGGUUUUCGCUUAAAAACAUGUUUGGCAGUAUGACUUACAAGCAUUUUAGGGAAACCGGUAAAAGUGUGGUUGAUCCAUUGCGUGUCAAUUUCACAUCUCUGCAUUUUCCACCACAAACUCCCAAAACAGAGAAAUACAUUGUGUCUGAGAAUGUGAUCACUCAUCUUAAAACAAUCGACUGGGUUGACAAAACUGAGGAUCCCGACGAGAAAGAACUCAUUGAGCCCUUUUAUUAUGACAAUUCUUCAGCAAUUAUCCCUAAAAAAGACAUUAUGGAUCUUGAAGAUGAUCUUCGCAAAAUGAUGACAAGGCUGCAAAAAACUAGAAUGUUCUCAAAACUUCCCCGAAUUCGCUACUACUCGGAUCUUGUGCUCAAAUGUUAUAACGAAAAAUAUUACGAUUUGUACUAUAGCAAUCGUAAAUCAGAGAUUACGUGCCCUGGUCCACAGUUUUGCGAUUUCACACAACAAGUAAACAUCAAAUGUGUGCGAGUCAAUGCCACAUACAGUUCGAUGAAAAAAUUGAUGCCUGUCACGUAUUAUUAUGCAACAGAUCCUUAUUUUUCUGAUGAAAUGGGAUGCUAUGCACAUUGACUAGAUUUUUUCUAAUUGCACUUGGUAAAAAUUGGAUAUGAAUUUUAAUUUAUAGCUUCCCGGUCUCCUAAAAUAAAAUCGUGAAAAUUUA
Caenorhabditis elegans is the source of this 1664-nucleotide messenger RNA. It is a transcript of the gene gtnt-21, whose product is annotated as Glycosyltransferase family 92 protein. Gene Ontology annotation, molecular function: glycosyltransferase activity. Gene Ontology annotation, cellular component: membrane. The record is from RefSeq and is marked reviewed. Lineage: Eukaryota; Metazoa; Nematoda; Chromadorea; Rhabditida; Rhabditidae. The coding region runs from base 74 to 1573 and encodes 499 amino acids. The transcript has 10 exons.